Molecule: messenger RNA, 2732 nt
Organism: Apis dorsata (giant honeybee)
Lineage: Eukaryota; Metazoa; Arthropoda; Insecta; Hymenoptera; Apidae
Exons: 9
Coding region: 111-2612 (833 amino acids)
Source: RefSeq, a predicted model, not a curated record
AUCUCUUGAUUCAAUUUUGUUAUUUUAAUCCUCUUUUAAUUGAGAAGAGAAUUCAAAAUAUAUUUAAAAAAAUAUUUGUAGAAAAAUCAAGACUAAAAUAUAAACAUUUAAUGAUUUCCAUUUUGGAUGCUUCUAUACAUCUAAAACAGGAAGAAAAAUUAAUUUCAGCAAUAUUAAUAGUUUUAAAAGAUAAUUCAAAUCAUGUAUCAAUUAUGGAAAAUGAUAUGUUUUUUCCAAAUGAAUUCAAACAAAAUUUAAUAAAAGCAAUAAAUAAUAUAACAAAUUCACAAAGUAUAAGUAUAUUAAAAACAUUGACAUAUCAUUUAAAAACAGAUUUCUUGCAAAUGCUUCAAUCUAAUAACAUUGGUGAAAAUAUUUUAUUAUUUCGAGCAAUAGUUGAAUUAUUUAUUACAUUUUUAGAUGGUAUAUGUAUUUUUGAAUAUAAUAGAACAUUUAGUUCAUAUCAAAAAUUUUUAAUUGCUUUCAAUGAUCUAAAAAAUGUGCUAUCACUUUUGAUGAUUGAAAUAUUGCGAUUAAAUUAUGAUGAAAAAGUUAUAAUACUAUUAACAGCAAUAUAUUCAUGGAAUGAAACACAAAGAAUGUUAAAUUAUUAUAUACCAAAUAUUAUUUCAGAAAAUUUAGUAUCAUCAAUAUCAGAACAUCAGUGGCAACAAUUGAUAAAAAAAGUUAAAGAAUUUGGAAAUGAGAAAUGUAAGAAUAGUAUGAAUAAACUUAUUUUACAACGAAUUAAAAUGUCUCAAAAUGAAUUAAAUAAAUCUUUUGUGAUGCUUAAUGAUUUAAUAGGUGGUUUAGAAUAUUGUUGGCAUUUCAUAUUAAAAUUUGAUACAGAAAUAAUACAAUUUUUAAAUAAUGAACAAAUGUUAAAAGUGAUACAUUUAUUAUUAGCAGAUAUGACUUCUAAUGUGGAUAAUUUUAAUAAAUGGGUAAAGAUAUUACAUAAAAGUGACUUACAAGAAAAUAAAAGAUUGAUAAUAUUUAUAAUAACUUGUAUUUUUACACAAAUUGGAUAUUUAAUAACAGAAAGUACAACAAAAUCUAUUAGUAAAUGUUUUAAUGCAGAAUGUCUACUUGAAGCUGAAAUUAUUAAAUGUGAAAGAAUAAAUAAUAUAUUAAUAUCUAUAAAGGAGGAAUUGUUAAUAAAUAAAUGGGUACAAAUACAAAAUAUAUUUUUAUGUAAAAUUCAAGUAUAUUUAGAAGUAUUACUUCAUUUACCAGUGAUGUUUCUGAGUACUAAUUUAAAAUUAAUCAUAUUUAUGUUCUUAUUUACUCUUCGAAUGGAAUGUAAUGAAAAUAAUGAAAUAGUUUUUUUGUGCAAUACUAUGUUUUCAGAUCUCUUGGAAAGAUCUAGCAUUGAUAUAUUUCAAUAUAUAGAACCUUCUUUAUUAUUACCAUUCCUGUCUCAAAAUAGAAUAUUUAAAAAACCAUUGGAAUUAUUUCUUAGGAAUUGUUCAUAUAAAAAUAUGAAAAAAUAUAUAAAAUCUUCAAUUAGUUCCAAUAAAAAUAUGUUUUUUUUAUUAGAAUCUAUGGAAAAUAUUAAACCAAAAUUAAAUAUUAAUCAAAAAAUAAUAAUUAAAAAGGCAGAACAGAAAUUAAUUAAAAUUAUGAUAAAAACUAUAUAUUUUGAAACAAAAAAUUUGGAUCAUAUGAAAAUAUUAUGUCUAAUAUUAAAAAUUAGUAUUAAAAAUGAUAAUAUUGAUGAAAAAUUAAAAAAUAUAGCAGAAUCAAUGAUUCAAGAUAUAUUUGUGAAUGAUAAAAAUAAUAAAAUUUCAAAUGAAUUAGUGCAAAAUGGUUUACAACUUAUGAUUAUUAUAUUACAUAAUAAAAAAAUAUUUCAAAUUACAAAUCAGACUAUAAAAAUAAUAUGGUAUACUUUAUUUAAAUAUCCGUUUGUAGAUGUGCUUUUACCAUUGUUAGAAUUAAGUGAACCAAAAGAAUUUUCUGAAUUUAUUGAAGAAUUACAUAAUCAAUUGGUAAAAACUCUUUUGAAUACACAAGAAAAAAAUUUGGAAAAUAUUUGUAUUAUAUGGAAUACUAUCUUAAAAAUAAAUAUGUCUAAUGAUCGCAAUAAAUUACGUUUAAUAGCUAUAAAUAAUUUAAUUCAAACAAUACAAACUAUAAAUAUACCAGAAAAAUUUUUGUCAAGUUUAUUGAAAUUAAUUCAAAAUAUUCUUGUUGCUAAACAUUUAUAUCUUCCUGGAUAUGUUAUUGAUAUGAGUAUAAUUUUUAGUUUAAAAUCAUUAGAAAAAAAUACAAUAUUAAUCUGUAAUGAUACAUUAGCAUUAUGCAAUGUAUUGCUAAAAGUAAGAAUAAAUCUAAUUAGAGAUAGAAUACCUUUAUUAUUGAUAUUAUUUAAACAAAUAUUAAAUAUUUUUACAUAUAAAUCCAAAGAUAUUAUUAAUAAAUCUGAUGAACAUAUAUUCAAAUGUCUUGCAUUAGAUAUUGAAAAAUUUACAAAUUCUUUAACAAAAUUAAAGAAAGAUAUGAUUCGAAUAAGUCCCUAUCUAAUAGCAGAUUUAUUGAAAUUAUUUUCAGAAAAUUCAAUANCAAUAUUUUAUUUUAGAUUUCUUUACAAAAUUGUAUAUAUCAAUUAAUUAGUAUAUGUGAUCAACAUGGAAUUGCAUUAUUAUCUCGAACAUUAUCUGUUUCAAUGCAAGAAAUUUUUAAAACUCAAUUAGAUGCAUAUAAUAAAUUUUAUAAAUUUAUUGGUAAAA